CAUUGGGUGUUGUUUCUUUAUCCUCUCAUCUCAUCUCUGGCCGACAAAUAAAACAAAAAAACACGCACCUAAUCAUAGGUUUCUCCAUCUAUUGUCUGCAGGAUGAUGCAAUUUCUCCAAAUUAUUUCGUAAUUUUGUUGUUUCUUUCUUCGGUUAGACGUUUCCCCUCCUCGGUGACUCUUCAGGGGAUGUCUUGAUUUUUUUUGGGGGAAAAAUCUUUUGAACAAAAGCUGUUUGAAUGUCCCAGUUUUUUUCUGAACAUUUAUCUUGUUCUCGUUGUCUCGGCUCUAGUUUAGAAAUGUCUCUCGGCCAAGCAAAUGUCAAUCCUCUUGAAGUUUCUUCAGGGUCGCAUGCUUGUUUAUAUGACCUUUUAUGUUCAGAGACACCAAGAGGGACUCUUCAAAAGGAUUUUCAGACAUCAACUUCUGAUCCUCGAGAUCGGUUGGAGAAGUUGUUGAAGCAACCUGGUAAUAAGUAUUGUGCUGACUGUGGAUCUCCCGAACCUAAAUGGGUAUCUUUAAGUCUUGGUGUAUUUAUCUGCAUAAAGUGUUCUGGUGUACACAGAAGCCUUGGAGUUCAUAUAUCAAAGGUUUUUUCAAUUAAGCUAGAUGAGUGGACAGAUGAGCAAGUUGAUAUGCUUGUAGGGUACGGUGGAAACAAUGCAGUGAACCAGAGAUUCGAAGCUUGCAACAUGGACCAGUUAAAGAAACCAAAACCAGAUUCUAAUAAUGAGGAACGCAGUGAUUUCAUCAGGAAGAAAUAUGAGCUGCACCAGUUUAUGGAUCCACAAGAUGGUGCUUUGUGCACUUAUGAGCAGCCUACCAUAAUAAAUAAUUCACUACCGUCUUUAUGUUCUGCUAGUGCUAGCCACCGGUCUGCAAAAAACCGUAUUGGUCAAGCAUUUAGGAAUAGCUGGGGAAGAAGAGAAUCUGAUCACAAAUGCCCCAAGAAGAGCAAUUCUAUGGCAGGUAUGGUUGAGUUUGUCGGAUUGAUUAGGGUUAAUGUGGUUAAAGGAACAAAUCUUGCGGUUCGAGAUGUGAUGACCAGCGAUCCUUAUGUUAUCCUUUCUCUUGGCCAACAAUCGGUGAAAACAAGAGUGAUAAAGAACAACUUGAAUCCUGUGUGGAAUGAGACCUUGAUGCUUUCCAUACCAGAGCAGAUGCCUCCUCUCAAAGUGCUAGUGUACGACAAGGAUACGUUCACGACAGAUGAUUUCAUGGGGGAGGCAGAGAUAGACAUACAACCGUUGGUGAGUGCAGCAAAAGCUUACGAGACAUCGAGCAUAAAAGAGCCGAUGCAGCUGGGGAGUUGGGUGGCGAGCAAAGAGAACACAUUGGUGAGUGAUGGCAUAAUCUCACAAGAAGAAGGGAAAGUGAAACAAGAUAUAUCACUCAGGCUUCAAAAGGUGGAGAGAGGUGUUCUUGAGAUACAACUUGAAUGUCUUCCUCUCACUCAAUGAUUGAUAACACUCUUUUGUCUCCCUCUUUUAUGUUGUUCUUUUAUUAGAGAUGCUACUUUCUUCUUGAUCCACCUCAAACCCUAUGUAAAAAAAGCCAUAACUUGAUUGAUGAUUCUUCAGAACCAAAAUUCCAAAUAUUAUGAAAAACAAUCAAGAGUUUCAAUCCGAUUUUCCUUCAAUA
Brassica oleracea var. oleracea is the source of this 1640-nucleotide messenger RNA. RefSeq names its product probable ADP-ribosylation factor GTPase-activating protein AGD11. The transcript has 10 exons. Lineage: Eukaryota; Viridiplantae; Streptophyta; Magnoliopsida; Brassicales; Brassicaceae. Bases 239 to 1459 code for a protein of 406 amino acids. The record is from RefSeq and is a predicted model, not a curated record. Gene Ontology annotation, molecular function: GTPase activator activity; phospholipid binding.